This is a messenger RNA of Manacus vitellinus (golden-collared manakin), 1028 nucleotides long. RefSeq names its product receptor-transporting protein 3. The transcript has 2 exons. Gene Ontology annotation, biological process: protein targeting to membrane; protein insertion into membrane; detection of chemical stimulus involved in sensory perception of bitter taste. The record is from RefSeq and is a predicted model, not a curated record. Lineage: Eukaryota; Metazoa; Chordata; Aves; Passeriformes; Pipridae. Bases 1 to 798 code for a protein of 265 amino acids. Gene Ontology annotation, molecular function: olfactory receptor binding.
AUGAUGAGCUGGCAGGACAUUUUCAAAGAGAAGCUUGCAGAAAUGCACGUAACAGAGCAGUGGACACUUCAGGAGGAUGACACCCUGAAGGCGAAGGUCCUCAGUCCUCACUGGAAGGAGUUUGUGCAGCGCCGUGCUCUUGGGAGAUUUCAGUGCUCCCAGUGCUGUCACAAAUGGACGUCGGCCAAAGUGCUCAUCCUGUUCCACAUGCGCCAGUGCCCAGGCUGGGGCAUAACACGGAUGCGAGUCUUUCGCCAGGAAUGCAGGCGCUGCCCCAGCCCUCAGCUGGAGUAUCCUGAGUUCAGCCUGGAGACUGUGGAGAGGAUUCUGCACAAUCUGGUGGUAAAGAUCCUCCAGUAUUUCUACAAUAAGCCUGUCCAGUCCUCCGAUCUCCUGGAAGUUGCGGUGGAUAUACCAGUGACGGGGCCGCACAACAGUGCCCGCUGCGAGGCCUGCAGGCUCGGCAUUUGCAACAAGUCACGGCAGGCCCCGGCACUGGAUACCUGGAAGACCUGGAAGGCCUUGAGGGAUGCCUGGAAGGCCUUGAUGGAUGCAGACAAGGACAGGACCCAUCACACCAAGUCAAGCCCAGCCCCGGAAUGUGUUGACAGGGAGUGCUUGUUAGAUGCAGAUGGGUCCCUGAAACACCAGGGCUCAGGGCCCCACACAGCCUCGAUCCACUGCCCCUCACGCUGCAGUAGCAACUUCCCCUGGAAACGCUGCUGCUGCAUUGGCAGCUCUUUGCUCUUUGUUUUGGCAAUGAUCAUCUUCUUUGUGGUUUAUUUCACCAGGAUGUAGUGGGACCUGGGGAUUGCAAAGAAGAGUUGAGGUGAUGGCUUGAGGAGCUGAUGGAGCGCCUGGAAAACUGGCUUAUGGCUCAGCUAGGCUCUCCUGGCAUGGGAGGCUCUCCUGGUGGCGUGGGAACACAUCAGGAUGCCUCAGCCAGGCACCUUGUCCCAAAGCCUUGGGGAAGCUGGUGGGUGUGAUGCUUUCUUAGGGAAUAUGUUCCGUAUGUGGAUAACUCUCAG